Rhizophagus irregularis DAOM 181602=DAOM 197198 is the source of this 239-nucleotide messenger RNA. The record is from RefSeq and is a predicted model, not a curated record. NCBI's taxonomy places the organism in Eukaryota, Fungi, Glomeromycota, Glomeromycetes, Glomerales, Glomeraceae.
UCGAGCACAUAUGAUUAUUUUAUAUUACUAUUCUUUUUUAUGUCGAGUUUUGAUUUCCAAUAAAAAGUGUAUAAGAAUAUUUUGGUUCAUAUUAUUAUCAAAUAAAUAUUUUCAAGUCAUCUCGAGUAUAUUUUAUAGUGACUUUCUUAUCAUCGAGCGGACAAGAUCUGGUCGAGCUUCUUCAGGAAUAUUUUAUCGAAAUCAAUACUGAAUGGCUGGAACAACACUUUGAAUCUGAC